AUGCCUCGACGACCAGUUAGAUCUCUUGCACAGAGAAACAAGCGAUUGGAACAGCCAGCCUCCACUGCUGCGCGUCACCGAGCCCGAAGAUCCCUAGCAGACCCAGAACCGCAAUCGUCGACUACAACGUCGCGGCCAGCGCGUCCAGCACGGCUUUUCACCAGAGUACCUGGCUUCAACGACUUCAAAUCUGGGUCGAAUAUCACUCAGCAGCAAUUUUUGCUGUUUCGUACAGUGAUAGUCAAACACGAUCCUGUGGAAUUCAGCGCAGAUUUGUUCGAUAUGGGGCCACAAAUCGCUACAGCAAGAGCGUUCCUGCAAGCAUCAGACCCAUUUCAAGUCUAUAUCCAAGCCAUUGCCAACAAUGGCUUUCAAGGAUCGGGUGAUUUUGGCCCACUGAGAAAGCAGCAGAUGGAAGUUUUCGAGCCAGACAAGGACGAAUCCCCUGUGAACGCCACAUUCAUAAACUUGUUGCAGGCCAUUGCAGAAGUAGGCCCGGCUCCUCAUUUUUCUCGUUGGCGACAUACCAAAAAGAGAUUCCGAGCGUUUUUCGGCUACGGCCGCGGCUAUGAAGCCAUAACCGAUGGCCAACUAGAGACAUAUGCAACCAAUGCUAUAGAAGCAAUUGUUGAAUGCAAGUCUGCUGCCCGCCCUGGACUCGGUGACCGUGUUGAUAUUCAGGAGGCCGCUCAAAUCGUAGCAUGGAUAAAGCAGCAUGAAACUCCCGCAAACAAGCGCAUCCUGGUUUCCCAGGAUGACAAGGAGGUAUUUGUCACAAUUGCGGAAUAUGAUAGCAACUGGUUGAGAUAUCUUCGGGGCGGGAGACUGGAUCUCACCAGUGUAAUGCAGAUGCACCGAUACGGCCCGUGGAAAUUGGAACAAAGUUCCCAUAUGGAGAAUCUUGCUGAAAUUCUCCUUGCCAUUACGCUCUGA
Molecule: messenger RNA, 933 nt
Organism: Talaromyces rugulosus
Lineage: Eukaryota; Fungi; Ascomycota; Eurotiomycetes; Eurotiales; Trichocomaceae
Exons: 2
Coding region: 1-933 (310 amino acids)
Source: RefSeq, a predicted model, not a curated record